GCACUUUUCGGUAAUUUUGUCUGCCCAUAGAGAUUCUUUCUGGUAACAGUUAGCUGGCUAAACCAGAGUGUACAGAUUCUACUGGACGAACAGACGAGGAGAUCUCAAAUCAAAAAAAAUGGCAACCAAAACGACGUCGUCUUCCUCUUCUUCGUCAUCCUCAACAGCACCGCCACCACCGGAAGCAAUUCCACCGCCGUCAAUGGCGAAAAGAAAAAAAGGAUUAGGAUGGAUAGAAUGGCUAAGAGGAUGGAUGUACGUAAUCCACGAGAUGCUAUUUCAAAGAAUAAUGGCGAGUCACUUGCAAAACCCUAUGCCUUUGCCUCCUGUUAAUGACCUCACUUGCAUUGUUACUGGAUCCACCAGUGGUAUCGGCUCUGAAACCGCCAGGCAAUUGGCAGAGGCAGGGGCGCAUGUUAUAAUGGCGGUCAGGAACACGAAAGGCGCUCAUGAGCUGAUUCGUAAGUGGCAGAAUGAGUGGUCAGGAAUUGGCCUUCCUCUAAAUAUUGAGGUAAUGGAACUUGAUCUUCUGUCGUUGGAGUCUGUUGCGAAGUUUGCUGAAGCGUGGAAUGCGCGUUCUGGACCUUUGCAUGCUCUUAUUAAUAAUGCUGGAAUAUUUGCUAUUGGAGAACCACAAAAAUUUUCAAAAGAUGGGUAUGAACAGCACAUGCAAGUGAAUCAUCUAGCUCCAGCAUUGCUUUCAAUAUUGCUUUUGCCAUCCCUAAUCAAAGGCUCUCCUAGCCGAAUUAUUAAUGUGAAUUCAGUUAUGCAUUACGUUGGCUUUGUUGACACAGAGGACAUGAAUGUUGUUUCUGGGAAGCGAAAGUAUACAAGCUUAUUGGGCUACUCUAGCAGCAAGUUAGCACAGGUUAUGUUUAGUAGUGUUCUUCAUAAGCGCCUUCCUGCAGAAGCCGGCAUCAAUGUAGUAUGCGUCUCUCCUGGAGUUGUCCAGACCAAUGUUGCAAGGGAUCUUCCCAGAAUCGUGCAAGCAGGUUACCGCCUGAUACCGUAUUUUAUCUUCAGUCCGCAGGAGGGUUCGAGAAGUGCUCUUUUUUCAGCCACCGAUCCUCAAGUUCCAGAAUACUGUGAACAUUUAAAAGCAGAUGAGUGGCCUGUUUGUGCGUUCAUCUCUCAAGAUUGUCGACCAACAAAUCCUUCCGAGGAAGCACACAGUAUUGAAACUUCGCAUAGAUUGUGGGAAAAGACAUUAGAGAUGAUUGGCCUUCCUUCAGAUGCAGUGGAAAGACUUGUGGAAGGGGAAGAAGUUACAUGUCGCUAUGGAAACCAUCAGGAGUAGUCUGUGUUGCUGUAACACGCAAAAUUAUUAGUUCUUACUGGGUAGCUUACGUGGAAAGGCCGUUCCUGCAUGAUGUAUCUGUAACGUUUUAAAAUCAGUUAUCAAGUAAUUUUAUUUGUUAUAGGAUUGGAUUUUCAUCACUGCUAGCAAUUGUUAUAUUUAGUGAUACGGAAUGGCCGCAAAAGUUUGUAACCAUCUUCACUGUAACCCUCUGAAUAAAAUUCUUAGAAAAUGUUAUUAGAAAUCAAUUGAUACUUCUACUGUUGUUUGA
Molecule: messenger RNA, 1568 nt
Organism: Mercurialis annua (annual mercury)
Lineage: Eukaryota; Viridiplantae; Streptophyta; Magnoliopsida; Malpighiales; Euphorbiaceae
Product: dehydrogenase/reductase SDR family member FEY-like
Exons: 8
Coding region: 119-1297 (392 amino acids)
Source: RefSeq, a predicted model, not a curated record